AUGGACUGGCUCUUGUCCAAAAGACCUGAAUGCCCUCCUCAAAAAAAGCUUAGCUUAAUUCGAAUAUGUUGGCCAUUUUCUAUCUAUUUGGAAGCUGUUGCUAUUCUCCCACAGUUGGUUCUGCUGCAGCAAAGUGGAAAUGUUGACAAUUUGACCGGUCAAUAUGUUUUCUUUCUUGGGGCAUACCAUGCAUUGUAUAUUCUCAAUUGGAUUUGUCAGUAUCUUACACAGCCCCAUUUCAAUGGAUGGAUAUCCUGUUUCUCUGGCUUAAUACAAACAGCUCUUUAUGCUGAUUUCUUCUACUAUUACUUCAUAAGUUGGAAAAGCAAUUCCAAGCUUCAAUUGCCAGCAUGA
Lactuca sativa (garden lettuce) is the source of this 354-nucleotide messenger RNA. RefSeq names its product ER lumen protein-retaining receptor A. Gene Ontology annotation, cellular component: membrane. Gene Ontology annotation, molecular function: ER lumen protein retrieval receptor activity. Gene Ontology annotation, biological process: protein retention in ER lumen. The record is from RefSeq and is a predicted model, not a curated record. Lineage: Eukaryota; Viridiplantae; Streptophyta; Magnoliopsida; Asterales; Asteraceae.